Messenger RNA from Sitophilus oryzae (rice weevil), 1672 nucleotides. Its product is annotated as tubulin beta chain-like. Gene Ontology annotation, cellular component: cytoplasm; microtubule. Bases 74 to 1414 code for a protein of 446 amino acids. Gene Ontology annotation, biological process: microtubule cytoskeleton organization; mitotic cell cycle. The transcript has 8 exons. NCBI's taxonomy places the organism in Eukaryota, Metazoa, Arthropoda, Insecta, Coleoptera, Curculionidae. Gene Ontology annotation, molecular function: GTP binding; GTPase activity; structural constituent of cytoskeleton. The record is from RefSeq and is a predicted model, not a curated record.
UCAAAAAAAUUACUCAUAUCAUUUUCAUUUCAUUCAGUUUUUAAAAUUACAAAAUUCUAGUGUAUCAAGCAAAAUGAGAGAAAUCGUUCAUAUUCAAGUUGGUCAAGCUGGCAACAAUAUUGGAAAUAAGUUUUGGGAGGUGAUAUCUGACGAACACGGUAUAGACCCUACAGGACAUUGGCAUGGAGACACUGACCUCCAAUUGGAGAGGAUCAACGUUUACUAUAAUGAAGCAUCUGGUGGUAGAUUCGUACCAAGGGCUGUACUAGUGGAUCUGGAAGAGAGUACUAUGGAUUCUGUACGCUCUGGCCCUUUUGGAAGGUUGUUUAGUCCUGACAGUUUCGUGUUCGGUAGGGGAGGUGCGAGUAACAAUUUCGCCAAAGGGAUGUAUACAGAGGGUGCCGAAUUGGCCGACACCGUGUUGGACAUCAUUAGAAAAGAAGCAGAAGGAUGCGAUUUACUGCAGGGUUUCCAGAUGGUGCACUCCAUAGGCGGAGGUACGGGCUCAGGAAUGGGUUGCCUGCUGUUGGAUAAAAUCAGAGAAGAGUAUCCUGACAGGAUUAUCAGUACUUUCACCAUCAUUCCCAGUCCCAAAGUAUCCGAUACAGUGGUAGAACCUUAUAAUGCUACUAUGUCCAUCACUCAUUUGGUAGAAAACUCCGAUGAAACUUAUAUAAUAGACAACGAAGCGUUACAUGACAUCUGUUUUCGAACUUUGAAGCUAUCCUCUCCGAGCUUAGCUGACUUGAACCACCUGAUUUCAGCUGUCAUGUCCGGUGUAACGACUUGCAUCAGGUUUCCAGGUCAGCUCAAUGCUGACUUGAGGAAAAUCCAGGUGAACAUGGUACCUUUUCCUAGGCUGCACUUUUUCAUACCUGGAUUCGCACCACUAUAUUCCAGAGGGAACAGACCUUACAAAGGCAGUACAGUACCGGAACUUGUAUCCCAACUGUUCGAUGCGAAAAACCUAAUGUGCGCUUGUGACCCCAGAAAGGGACGAUACUUGACAGUGACCUCUAUAUUUAGAGGUCGCAUGUCCACCAGACAGGUCGAAGAACAAAUGGUCAACAUCCAGGACAAGAACAGCAGCUAUUUUGUGGAAUGGAUACCGAACAACGUCAAAACUGCAGUUUGUGACAUACCACCGAGAGGUUUGAAGAUGUGUGCUACCUUUAUUGGUAACAGUACUGCUAUUCAGGAGUUGUUUAAACGAACUGGUGAGGCAUUCUCGGCUAUGUUUCGUAGAAAAGCAUUUUUACAUUGGUAUACAGGUGAAGGAAUGGAAGAACAUGAGUUUACUGAAGCUGAAUCAAAUAUGCACGAUCUUAUAUCGGAGUACCAGCAAUAUGAAGCUGCUAAAGAUGAGCCUGAUGAAGAUGAAGACUAUGAUGAAGAUGAAGAAGAUGAUUACUGAAGAGAUUACAACAAAAAGUAGAAAAAAUAUCAAAACAUCAAAAUACUCCUAAAAAGAAAUCACGAAAAAAGUUUGUUUGUUUUGGAAUUGAAUGAAAAUGAUGAUUAAGAAGAAAAGAAAACAACGAAUAAAGACAGGAAAAGAAAAAGAGAAUAGAAAAAUCAAGUUCUGAAACAUUAAACUAAAUUUAUAAAAAAAAUUCAACAUAAGUUUUUGGAAUUGGGGAAACUGAUGAAAUAAAAUUAUCAAAAAAUUUAA